UUCACUGAGAUGGAAACGAAGUACAGAUCUGUCAACGAAACCAAGGCUCAAAUCUGUGAAUUUUUGACAAGCAGAAGAGAGCAAACAUGUUCCAAGGAUUGGAUCAGAAAUGAAGACCUGUGUUAUUUCAUUUCCUCGUUUGAAAGUUCUUACCAGGGGGCGAAGCAACUCUGUUCUAUCGCUGAUUCAAAACUUCUUCAAAUAAUUUCAGAGGAGAAAGAGGAAAACGAUCUCUAACGUCGUGUACAAGGUGAACUCUGGAAAGUUCGAAUGCAAUGAAUGUAAAUCCGGUUGGAUUGGCAGUUGCAAAAAUGGUCAGCACCGUUUCAUUUGUGAGAAGCCCGCAGCUUUGCGUCCGGAUGUUCCUGAAAAGAUCCGGGAUCUUUGUCAAAAGUCCGUGUAGCCGAUGUAAGUGAAGUGACAUUAUUCUCUAACCACAAUUCCUGCUCUCUCACCGACUCUGACAACCGAAUCAGUUCUGCCCCUUGCCCCUACCCUAUACUCCUUUCUCUACCUAUGGCAUUCUUUUUCGCAAUCUUGCUCUCUCUUUA
Hypanus sabinus (Atlantic stingray) is the source of this 551-nucleotide messenger RNA. RefSeq names its product natural killer cells antigen CD94-like. The transcript is spliced from 3 exons. The coding region runs from base 10 to 237 and encodes 75 amino acids. The record is from RefSeq and is a predicted model, not a curated record. NCBI's taxonomy places the organism in Eukaryota, Metazoa, Chordata, Chondrichthyes, Myliobatiformes, Dasyatidae.